This is a messenger RNA of Lactuca virosa, 1419 nucleotides long. Lineage: Eukaryota; Viridiplantae; Streptophyta; Magnoliopsida; Asterales; Asteraceae. The record is from the annotation of a GenBank genome assembly.
AUGGCUCCAAACAAAGAUACCGAAGGAGGGAUAUCCUGGAACAAUGAGAAUGCUGUAAAAUUUUGUGAGGUUUGUAUCGACUACAUUACAAAGAAUGGACGUGGUCAACUCAUGAGAUGGAGAGAGAUAGAAGAUUUGUUUGCAGAAAAGAUUGGUAAACGAUUUAACCUUAAAAGCUUAAAGAACAAGUAUGAUAGCAUGAAGAAAUAUUGGCGCCUUUGGAAAUUUUUAAAAACAGGAGAAACUGGUUUAGGUUGGAACCCAACCACUGGAAAGCUAGAUUGUUCGGAUGAAUGGUGGGAUAGAAAGCUAAAGGAGAAACCCGAUGCAAAGAAGUACCGCCACAAAGGAGUUUAUCCAUUACUAGAAGAAAAAUGGGAUCAUCUGUUUGGUGAUGCUGUUACAACAAGAGUAGGUUGUGUAUCUCCCUCAUUAAAUCCGGAGUCUGUAGAUAAAUCAAUUAAUGUUGUAGACGAGAUACAAAAUGAAAAUGGUUGGUCUGAUGAGGCUAUGCGUGAAUACUCUCAAUAUUCAAGACUAGAGAGUCUAGAUAAUCAAGAAAAUUCUUUUUGGACUAAUUUUACUGAAGAGGUUACUGGUAACCCUACAAACUCUGAUGUUCCUAAACAAAGUAACAAAAGUGUGAAGCGUAGAAAAAGGGAGUCCACGGGCACUGGUUUAAUGAGGGAGCAUAUAGAAAAGGUUCACGAAAUCCAUUCAGAUAUUGUGGGUUUGAUCAAGCAAGGUCCAAACACUAAAAAGGACGAUGUAGGACCUAAUAUUAAGCAGAUAAUGGAAAUUAUGAACCGGAUAGCUGCAAAUGAUGAUUUUGAGCUUGCAAUGGAUGACAAUCAAAGGAAUCAACUUCUACUUUUAACAUUGAGUAGUCUAGAAGAACAUGUAGCAGUGGUUAAUUAUUACUACACUCACAUUUAUAAGGAGCCGUGUAUGACUUCAAAGCAGACAGGAGAAGCGUGGAUGAACGAGAUCUUGGACGGUCAUCCAAUACGAUGUAUUAAUGCUUUCCGUAUGAGUGCUAGUUUAUUUACACAACUAUGUGAAGACUUGGAAAAAAAUUAUGGGUUGAAGUCAAGUGAUAGAAUAUCCGUAAAAGAAAAGGUUGGAAUAUUCUUGUAUACAAUUGCACUAGGUCUUUCUAACAGAGAUGUUGCCGAGAGGUUUCAACGUUCUGGAGAGACAAUUAGUCGGGCUUUUCAUGAUGUGUUGGAAUCAAUAUGUGGAAGGAGCAAAGGGUUCAUGGGUCUUGCACGUGAGUAUAUUAGACCUAAAGACGCAACAUUUCAUUUCAUACCGUCUCAUAUUGAAAAUGAUAGUCGAUAUAUGCCUUAUUUCAAGGGUGAGAAGGAUCGGCGCAUGAUACUCGAGUGUUCCUUCAUGCAAUUGAGACACCUUCUAUGA